Lymnaea stagnalis (great pond snail) is the source of this 10923-nucleotide messenger RNA. The record is from the annotation of a GenBank genome assembly. NCBI's taxonomy places the organism in Eukaryota, Metazoa, Mollusca, Gastropoda, Lymnaeidae.
UGGUGAUCGAAUUAAAUGACUGCUACGACUGCAUACAAGCUAAAUUGCCCCAACAACAACAGACGCCAAGUCCAUAACAAACAAAAUAUCAAAAACUGGAUUAAUAGCAUAGCGAGUUUGUAUUUCAAUUGCUCCUAUGCUCCAUCUUAUAGUUGGCCUAAUUUUAAUUGUAAAUCAUUUCGUAGUAUUUAGCCGUAGUCCUUGAUUUAGGAUCUAAUGAAAAUUGGAAUUUAAAUAGCAUUUCAUUCUUCGUGUGUAACAACAUGUCCAGACCCGAUCUUUUUUUUUUUAAUGUUAUUUAUUAUUAAAGUCAAGUUAUGUUAUAUUUAUAUAAUCUACUAUUUUAUCUUCUCUACCACACUAUCGGUACGUAAUAUAUUGUUUAAAAAAUUUUCAAUCAUAUUAGUAUUAGAGUAAUUUACCACUUGAGCAUCUGUGUCCUAUGCAUAUGAGACUAUGGGCACUAUGGCAUGGCAUGCAGUUAUCAUGCAUUGUAACAUCUUACUGUUUGAAGUGCUAUUAUUUAAAUGGUUAUUAAAUUGUUUUAUUGAUCCAAAUAAAAUGGAAAUAUUUUUUAUUAAAUUGUUGCCUACAUAUUCAUUUCAGCACAUAGUCGAUAUCUUAUCAUGACCAUAAAAACUUCAAAACUUGAGGCUGCGAUAUCUCCUUUUAUUAAAUAGGAAUGCUUAUCAAAUGAAAUUUAUAAUUGUAGUAAAAUUAGUUUAGUAGUACAAAAUAUGCAACACUUGUUAGUUGUUAUAAGCAUAAAAAAGUAUUUUGCAAUCUAGCACUUACCAGUUGAUCACUGAAUAGCUGUAAGUAACACAAAAACAAGCAUGUGGUCUAAUUAACACUAGCGUCACCGGAAUACAAUCCCACAAUACGUCAUCGAUGAGGCAUCAAUUUAUUACAGAAAACAAAGACAAAACAGCAAAAAAACAAAAUAUAUAUAUAGCAGUGUGCAAAACCGGGUCACAAGUUUUUGUGUCAUUUUUUUAUAUGUGCAGAACGGAUGCGCCAUUGGGUUUCAUUAUCCCUAGAUAUAGCCUAUAUAAAUGACAACAAUUUUAAAAUAUAAUUUUUUUUUAACCCUUUAAUAAUUUUUUUUAAUGAAAAUAAAGCAGAGUUUAAGUUUAUAUCAUUAUCAUCUCCAUGAAAAUGAUUGCGGUACAUGAACCCAUGCAAAUAUUGAGGGAAAAGAUUGUGUCUUGUGCCAAACUGUCUUUUCAGUUUGCGCUUUGAGUUGAUCCACAUAAUUUCAAAAUUUUGUGUGUGUGGACAUCAGUAUUAUUUGGAUCUACAAAAUUUUAUUGAUCAACCACAACAGAGUGUUUGUAGAUUCUGUGUCUGAUCUGGUUUAUGUUUAUAUUAGCCCCCCAUCCACCCAAUACACAACGUGAGCCUGAAAGGAUAUAUCUCUCUAUGCACUCCUGUAACAUGAACGCACGUUGGUCUGGUACUUUAAUGAGAAAACAGUGCCCACUCUCUCUUUCUAUGCCACUGAAAACAUAGGCAUCCUCUCUCCAAUGUUCUUUUAACGGACAUCAAUAAAAGAAUAACCAUUAAAUAGCACUUCAAACUGAAACACCAUGAUUUUUUAAUAACUGAUGCUGAAGUGGUCCAUUUUUGUAGUCAAAAUAAUUGACAUUAGACUUAUUAAAAUUAAAGGAAUAAAUAAAAUAAGGGACAACAAAAUAGUUUUAAUUUAUAUUAAUUAUACAAUAGUAAUUAGUAUUACUAAUUAUCAUACUUAUUCAACUAGCCUACAUAAAAAUAAUUGGUAAUAUACGUUUGGCGGUUCUCCCUGUUUUAUCAUUUUUUUUCAUUACCUAUUUACAUAGCUCCCUUCUUUGUUGCUAUGACAGCAGAGUUGUAAAAAAAAGAGUGCAAAAAAAAAAAACAUGGGAGGAAAGGGGUUAUAGCUUAGAUAAUUGACUCAACAGGGAAAUAAUCAACCAUUAAAUUCAUUUAAGGCAUUAAAAAAAUUGUGGGUUAAUAGAAAUGAAGUCAGUGAAGAUGUUUGCUUUUAAUCUGUAAUGAAAUGUAUUUUAACCAGUUGCAGCUCUCUGGUGACCUGCUGGUUGUUACAUGAUGGAAGAUUUCCGUCACAUUUACGUACGGCUAUGUAAAGACCAUCACAUUGACCCACAAGAAUGUGUUUUAGAGAAGCUGAAAAGGUUAUUAGAAAUCAUGUUAAAUUUUAGACAGUUUAAUAUUUAUACUUAAUCUUAUUAACCUGAUUUAAAUUUUAUUAAAAUGACCUGUUACCAAUAAAGAAAUCCAUAUUUAUACUUACCUAAUAAUUAUUAAACUGUCAGUUACAUAAUAAUGCUUUUAUAUCCUCUUUUAUCCAAGAAAACUUUAAAUAACUUCACAGUAUACUAAUACUAGCAUUUCACUGAUUUCAGCCUUGAGUCAGGCAGCAAAAGUAAGGCUGUUCUAGACCUUUCUACUAACAGCUUAACACCUAAAACAUGUGCUGUACUUGGCAAGGUCCUAGCAUCUGAUAGAGCGUUUGUGGAAAUCAAAUUUGCUGAUUGCAUGCUUGCUGAAGAUGGUAAUAAACAAUAAUGCUGAGAUAAUGAUAUGUUAACAUAUGCCGGAUGUAAUUUUGGUCAUUGAUAAAUAACAAUUUCAAAAAUCAUGAUGCUCUAAUUAAAAAUUAGGUGGUUUUUUUAAUUGUGGGUUGAGCUACUUUAACUAUACUAUUACAUUAUCCAUUCUGUCUUAUUUUUAUUUUAAAAAAUAUUUUAAUAAAUUUCUAUUUCAUUUAUCUGCAGCAAUUAAGGGUUUAGCACAAGGUCUUGCACACAACACAUUUUGUCGCAAACUUGACCUCAAGGUAUAUGCAGUUCUUGAACAAAGUUACUCAUUUAGUUUAUGUUAUCACUUUCUAAGGCACUAGAUUUUUCUUUAGAAAAAAAAAUAUUAAAUUUUUUUUGAUUUACUGGAUUCAAAAGAUAAAAGCUAAUUUGAAAAGAUACAGAUAAUUUAUAUUGUUUAUUUGAAUGCUAUCUUUUAUUUUUAAAAAAUAAUCCUAAACUUUCAUUAUCAAUGGAUAUGGCUUUUCCAUUUUUAUAUACUAAAUAUUUUAUAAAACAAUAUAAUUAAAGUUAUUUAAAUGAGUAGUAUAUCACGUUAAGAAUGCUUUAAUUUAACUUUUAGGGUAACAAUAUUCGAGGGUCAGGUACUGAGGCACUUGGCAAAAUGCUACGACAAAAUAAAACGCUUGUAAGGUAAAAAAGCACUAUUUAAAAAUAAUAGAUCACUGAGUACAAAUAUAUCAACUAGUAAUUUUAAACUCUUCAUUGUGCAUAAAACCUAAUCUUUUAAAAUUUGUUAAGACACAAUUUUGGAAUCAUCAUGCAUGUCAAGUUUAACAGUUAAAAGUAAGAACUAACCUCAUUUUUCACAUCUGUGUAAUUAUUGUGAACAUCUUAUAUUUGCUCUAGAGUUUAGAGUUAGAUUUGUAUCAUAGGGUUGACAAGUCACAGUUCCUAAAUAUUUUUUUAAAAUCAGAAAUGUUUUGUUAUUAUUUAUUUAACCAUUACUAAAUAUGAAAUUAUGCUGUUGAUUUUUUUUUAGCUUAUGUUUAGAAUGGAAUGGUAUGGGAAUGUUGGACAACUCAUUUUCUGUGUUCUGUGAUGGAUUGGGAUCAAGUACAUCUUUAAGGGCUCUUGACCUGCGGAAUAAUCAAAUAAGUCACGACAGUGUUGGAGAGCUUGCAGCAUCACUUAAAAGAAAUGUUUAUCUCAGAGCUUUAGGUUAGUGCAUUUGGGGGUAAAAUAGAUACUUUAUAGUUCAAAUAUAGAAGUGGCUAUUUCUUUCUAUAGUCUAUUCUAGCUUUUAUGAAUUUGAAUUAGGAAUAUGAGCCAAAAUUAUAAUAUAAUUACUGAAGUUUAGUGUAAAUAUUGCACUCUUUUUUUUGUACAAAUAAUUUUUAGGGCACAGCUGUGUAAAGUCCACUGACAAAUAUAUAUUUUAUGACAGAUUUGCGCUGGAACAAUUGUGGAUUGCUAGGAGGCAGAGCUCUUCUAGAGAUGCUGCAGAGCAAUAAAACAAUUAGUCGCCUUGAACUUGCCGGUAACAAUGUCCCUACAGAUAUUCUCAAAUCAAUAGGUUGGUCACUCUGACAUUUUUCCUAUGAAAUAAACUUCUACAGUUUGAUGCCACUCCAAGUCUCUCUCAGCAUUACAGGAAAAAGUCUUAUUUAUAAAAGUCUAUUUAUAAAAGUCUAUUAAUAUUUUAGACCUUUUGAGUAAUCGUUAAAUAAAUGAUUCUAAUGUGGAAAAAAUGAUUGUUAUUGUUCAACAACAAUAUUUUUCACUGACAUUAUUCUAUGAUUUAAAAGAAAAAUGUAUCUACAGAAACAGCUGUUCAAAAUAAUGCUGACAGGCAGGCAAUAGUGGAUGAAAACUUUAAGAGAACCCAAACCCUUGCUAAUCAUAUCAGAGGGAUAGAAAUGGACAAAAAACUGCAGGUUAUAAUACUUAUGGAAUAACUUUUAGCUUUUUUUAAAAAAAAAAAUUGAAAUCUAGAAAUAGAAAUUUUAAAAAAAUGGUUGGUCUUUUUUUUUCUUGUUAUUAUAAGAAUUCAGAGGAGAUUAAAAUAUUUGACAACCUUGUACAUUUCUUAUGUGGUGGGACUUUGGCAGUUUAUAUCCACAACUAUUUUACAAUGAUAAGAAUUAUUCUAAAAAUUGUUCUUUCUUGUUCCCAAUGCAUAAAGUUAUUUUUUUUAAAUUUGAGAUAAUCAACUGCAAUGAUUUAUUUUUUGCUUUUAAAUAUACAUAACCGAAGUUUAGUUAGGUUUCCCUUAAAUGCAAUUUUAUAAAAUCGAUGAUUACUGAUGUUUAAAUUCACCUUUCAGCUAAAUGAGCUUCUGACUACCAUAGACCAACAAGAAGAGUUGAUGAGAAAGUCUAACAGGUAACACCUUUUCAUGUUUUACUAACAUUACCCUUGACUAGUGUGGCACUUCACAAUCCUUUGUUGUAGUUUUGUUUAAGCAACAUCAUCAAGAGAGUUUAUGUGUGCAUCAUGUUAACUUGACCAAUCUUCUUACUCCCAGGGUUUCAACCCACCAAAUAGGAAACCUUCAGUUUGCUCUAGAUGAGAGAAAAGGGGCUUUCAACACUUUAGCUGCAAAGUACGUAUCUUGCCCUUUUUUUUUUUUUUUUAAAGUUGAUUUUUUAAUUUUUUUUUUUAAAGACGCUUUUCCCUUUGGAAAUUUAAGCAUUUAAAAAAUUCUAAAAUUCAAGUUUAAAAUUUUUUUUUUUUUUUUUUUUUUUUUAAAGUUGAUUUUUUAAUUUUUUUUUUUUAAAGACGCUUCUCCCUUUGGAAAUUUAAGCAUGUAAAAAAUUCUAAAAUUCAAGUUUAAGAUUCAGCUCCAGGGACUAAUGCAGUUUGUUAAUUUUUAACGAUUACUUAAACCAACUGUCUGCAUAAGCAUGAUAAUAAUUACAGAUUUGCUUAAUUUAAACUGAAUUAUAAACUACUGCUGAGUUACAGAGUUCUAUUCCAGUUCUGAAGAAAUGUUGCAGUUGAGAUCAUUAGGAAUUUGACCUAGAAGUGGCUCAUAGAAAAGAAUUUAAAACAAAUUUUUUUACACACUUGGAUAAAGGAAUUUUAAUUAUUUUACAUGUUGUUCAAAUUAUUGUGCCAGGUUGGACCAAUUUUUAAAAUGUUUUCUCCAGAUUAUCGAUGGCUGAGACAGAACUGGCUUUGUCUGAACAAAAGGUCAGCGAGUUCAAUUCAACCAUCAGCAGGCUCAAGUCUGAGAUGCAGGAGAUGGCCGUCAAUCAUAUGAAUGAGAUGAGAAGGGAGAAAGAGGUAGAUAUGAGGAUGACCUUAUGAAUGAGAUGAGAAGGGAGAAAGAGGUAGAUAUGGGUACGACCUUAUGAAUGAGAUGAGAAGGGAGAAAGAGGUAGAUAUGGGGAUGACCUUAUGAAUGAGAUAAGAUGGGCUAAAGAGUUUGAUAUGAGGAUGGCCUUAUGAAUGAGAUAAGAUGGGUUAAAGAGUUUGAUAUGAGGAUGGCCUUAUGAUUGAGAAGAGAAGGGAGAAAGGUGUAGAUAUGGGGGGGGGGGGCAUAAGAAUGAGAUAAGAAGGGAGAAAGAGGUAGAUAUGGGGGCCUAAAUUCUGUUAGCUCAGUUUAUUUGAACAUUGAAAUUAAAACAAAUUGUUUUGCACAACUGACAAAUAACACACAGAUUUUUAUCAUUUUACUUUGUGAGACAUCAAAAUAAUUGGUUGCUUUGAUAUAUUCAGGAUGCUGUAUAGAUAGAAAGAAAUUAAAUGCAGUAAUUCUUUUUAUUUCAUUAUCCUGCAGGACAGAGCCAAUGAAGACUUGAAGUUCCUAAAAGAAAUCUCAGAAACUCAAGAUAAAAAUAAUCAGUUGCAGAACAAAGUAAGGAUCACAUCUCACACACUCAAAUAGUUGCAUUUGCAAGGAAUUGAUGAUUUUCAUUUCUAUCAAUCUUUUAACAAUAAACCCUACACAGUGGACUUAUUGUGGAUGUUAGAACUUAGCCAAUAAAGAUUUAAUGUAUCAAUGUUCCGGUGCCCAGGUAGAUGACCUAGAAAGAAAAUGUCGCCAGCAGCAGGAGCAGAUCUAUGACUUCAAGGAACAGAUAACCCACAUUCAGUCGGAGUUAACCCUGAAAGGUUCACAGUUUGAGGGUGAGUCACUCAUGCACAAUGAAGUAUGGCCCAGUGUUCACAAUUUGAGGGUGAUUCACUCAUGCACAAUGAAGUGUGGCCCAGUGUUCACAAUUUGAGGGUGAUUCACUCAUGCACAAUGAAGUGUGGCCCAGUGUUCACAAUUUGAGGGUGAGUCACUCAUGCACAAUGAAGUGUGGCCCAGUGUUCACAAUUAGGGGUGAUUCACUCAUGCACAAUGAAGUAUGGCCCAGUGUUCACAAUUUGAGGGUGAUUCACUCAUGCACAAUGAAGUGUGGCCCAGUGUUCAGAUGUUAACUGGAAUUGUCUUUGUUACCUCUAAAACUUGUUCAUUUUGUUACGUUUGUUGUCAAUCUUACAAAACCCUGUUGUUUAUUUAUAAAUUAUAAAGACUGAAGAAUUUGUUCAUAUGUAAGAUAAGUAUAAACUGCGGUCAUUUUAUCAAUACUUUGUAUGGUAACCAAAAGAUUCCAAUGUAAAUGAAAUUAAAUGAACAUUUCAUUGAAUAAAUCAGGCCCCAUUACCGUUUGGACAGAUUUCCUUCUGGUAGGCCUACAUAAAUUCCAUAUAAAAUAUCAUUACAGAACGUAUAACCCAAGAAAAGCUGAGACAAAAAGAAGCCAUGAGAGACUUUGAACAGUAUAAACAGAAAGAGGUGAAGUAUUUUUGUCAGACAUUUAUGUUGUGCAUUUCUUGUCAAUUGACUGAAGUUUAUGAGUUUAUUUCAUUUUAAGAGUGUAGAGUGGGGCUUAAUUUAAUGACAUGUCUUGGUUAAAAAAUAAAUAAAUAUGGGUUUGAAAGUAUGAGAUGAAAUGUGAUGCAUCCCCAGAUGGCCCGCAUGAAACAAGAGAGUGAAGAGAUGGAGAGGAUUCUGAGGGACAGAAUUUCCAAAAUGGAGUCCGCCAAACUGGAUAUGGAGGAGGAGAUAAGUCGCCUCAAAGCAGCAAAUAUUUCGGACAAGUUGAAUGCCGAGGAGCAGCUGUCUUCUGUGAAACAUAGGCUCAAGUCUGAAGAGGUGGGUUGUUUACUUGGGUUACUAGGGGGGUUGCCAUGGGUGGAAUGUUUACCAGGGUUACCAGGGGGUUGCCAUGGGUGGAUUGUUUACUAGGGUUUCCAAGGGGAAUGCCAUGGGUGGGUUGUUUGCUGGGGUCACCAGGGGGGUGUGCCAUGGGUGGGUCUUGAUGUAGGGGGUCAGUGGUGGCGGUGACCAGGUUCUAAAUAAGAGUGAUCAGAUACUUGUCAUACUUGUGCAGAUGAAGAUUGCACUUCUUUUCUGUUGCAGGAACAGCGACACAUCCAACUGGAGGAAAAGAUCAGAGUGCUCCAGACAAGCAAAGACGAGCUGAAGAGUCACUGCAGCCAGCAGACGGCAACGCUGUCCCAGCUGCAGCACAGGAACAGUAACCUACAGAUAGAGGUUGAGAACCUUCGGCGGCAGAUGGAGGAAGUUAACCAGGUAGCCGCCGAAAUUUUAGCAGUUCCAAACCUGGGCUUCCCAGAACCCUUUUUAUCAUGACCACUUUUUGUACACAUCUGAGUAACAUUGGCGGCCAACAGGAAUGGAUGUGAAAGUCAUUGCAUGGGACAGGUUUUAAAUUAGUAUGAGUUAUAACCUAUCUGAGGGGUGUGAUUUCUUUAAGUAUGUUGUUGCAUCAUACGUUGUGACAUCUUAUGCUGUUGCAUUGUAUGUUGUGACAUCUUAUGCUGUUGCAUUGUAUGUUGUGACAUCAUCCCUUUGAAUUUCAGGAACUUGCACAAAAGAAUAAUUACACAAUGGCAGAGGUAGCCAAGGUGCAGGUCGAGCUAAAUAAAUCCCAGAGCAAGCUUGACCAGGAACGGGCAGUCCACUCUGAGCUCCGGGAGAAACUUGCGUCUGUGGACAGCCAAAUGUCUGGUAAGUCGUGAUCAGGGGUCAAAUUACCUUUAAAUAUAUAAUUUUGAAUAACAUAAUAUAAUGAUACUAUUUAUUUUUAGGUGUUGGGACAUAAGUUCUUUAAUAGUGUUUGCAAACUGAAAUUUUAAUGAAUAAUCUCUCGCUGUGUAUUUCAUAACAUCAAUAUUUAAAUAACACCAAAUCGAAGAGACAUAUUUAUAUGGCAGUGCUCCAAGAAAGUCGUCCAGGUCAUAGAACAAGAGAUAUUCUUGAUGUUUCUCAAUAUCCUUUUUAAAAGCAAUUCCACUUUUUUAUUAAAAUGCUUAAAUUUCAGAACAAAUGUUGAGACACAGACGGCAGAUGGAGGAGAAAGAGAAGGAGAUUGUGGUGCUAGAGGAAAAGUUAAAAGGCAGAGAGUUAGAACUUGUACGUUUGAGAGAGGAGGAGGCUCAGAGGGUUCAAGUACUGCAGUCAGCCAUCUUGAAUUAUGUUGGCAGUAAGCAAGGCUCAUCGCGAUGAACUGUUGUAAAUGAAGAGCUUAAUUUCCUCCAAGUCUCUGAACUAACAUAUCAAGAAACCCAUUUCACAUUAAAUCUAAAAAUUAUAUAUAUAUGUGUGACCUUUAACCUAUCAUUUAUGAAUACAAAGUAACGGUAAGUAUUUAUACUGGACUUGAAUCCAACAUGGAAUUUCCCUGCUGCACCCAGCAGCUAACUUGCCGACUAUUAAAAUUAAAUGACAAUAACUGCAAUAACCAUUGUUGACUAUGUUUAGUGAAAUAUGACGCACGAUUGCUUGUCGGUUAACUAUGAAACUUGGUAGCUUUUAAAUUGUUAACAUCAGCAUAUAAUGGAUGUGUGGAGAUCUUUAGGACGGCAUGCUGAGUUUUUAUGUGUAUAGACUCUGGAUGAUGACAUCGUGUUGAGGAUGUUUUAUCUGGGAGUGUACAAAUGGGCAGCUAAAUGUCGUCAUCAAUGCCAAAACUUUCUGGGAUUUUUUAAAAACUAAUUUUGUCUGAAGUGUAGAAAUGUCUUAGUCUGUGGUUGCGUAGAUUUGUACACACACAUUGGGGUGUUUCAUUCUGUUAUCUUUGGCUGUGCCGCAGUUAUUAUUGACAUGUCAGAGCUACCAUUUCUUAGAUGAGAUUUUUGAGAGUUUCCAUUAUGGAUGAGAGUGAUUUAUUUAUAGGAACAUAAUAUGUGAUAGAAGGAAAAAUGAUAACCUUUAUAUAUAUAUAUAUAUAUUUAUAUAUUUAUUUAUUUAUUAUUUUUUUGUUUCUCUCCUGAUGUUAUUCUUUAGCUCAACAUCAGGAACUCAAAAUUGUUUCUUUUUACAAAAUUUGGUUCAGUAAAAUUUCAGGGUGUAACUAACCCUCAGUGCACUAUGAUAAGCAAACAAUCUUGGUGUGCAACUGUGCCAAGUGUAAAUAUCAUGGAACCACCUUGUACAAAUUUUCUUUUCAUGAACACCCGUUCACAUAAAUAUCUUUUCAAGGAACUGGUUUGAUCUUACUCAAGAAAACUAAGUGGGUCAUACAUACAAUAGAACUAUCUGAACCAACUGAAAUAUUACACAUUCAAAACACACAUUGGGUUUGGUCUUCCUUGAAAUAUCGGAUUACUGUAAUAUCUAAUCUAUUAUUAACUGUUUUGUUUUCACUAAGUAGUAAGUUUAAGAGCUUUGCAUUAUUAGAGUAUUAUGUGCCAAGCCAUAAGAUCCAUCUGUGAUUUUGUUUGCAGUUAUAGAACUUGCCUUCUACUUCUAUUCUCCACUUCAAUUUUGCUUCUUGCUUGCUCAUUACCAGACAUCCCAUAAUCCCUUCUAUUGUGUUGGUGUCAACAAUAAUUGCAUCCUGGAUCCUGGAUACAGUUACCUAAUCCCUUGGAUUGUAAAUGUCCCUUCUGAUGCUGUUGCAGACAUGCAGAGUAAAGUUGAUAAAAUUUUUGUCUUAGAAUACUGAAACCUAGUUAGUAGUGAACUGGACUCCAACAAAGGAGGUCAACGUCCAUUUCUUCACACAUUCUCUCCAAAGUAAACGGCCUCCACGGAUGGUAUGAAUGUACCCUCCACCCUCUCCCAAUUGAUGGUACAAAUACUCCUCCAUUGGUGGUACAUUUUUCUCCCUAAGUCGAUGGUGCAAAUGUACCCUUCUUCAUUGUGGGUCACACAUGCUACCCAUUCAUUGAUGGUCACACAUGUAACCCAUUCAUUGAUGGCCAAAAAUUUACCCAUUCAUUGAUGGUCACACAUGUUACCCAUUCAUUGAUGGUAAAAAAUGUACCCAUUCAUUGAUGGUCACAAAUUUACCCAUUCAUUGAUGGUAAAUUAAAGCUACAAUGGGGUACUUAUUAAUAUUAAACUAUAACAUUCUCC